Messenger RNA from Kluyveromyces marxianus DMKU3-1042, 2097 nucleotides. It is a transcript of the gene DPH6, whose product is annotated as diphthine--ammonia ligase. The record is from RefSeq and is a predicted model, not a curated record. Gene Ontology annotation, biological process: protein histidyl modification to diphthamide. Gene Ontology annotation, molecular function: diphthine-ammonia ligase activity. NCBI's taxonomy places the organism in Eukaryota, Fungi, Ascomycota, Saccharomycetes, Saccharomycetales, Saccharomycetaceae. The transcript has a single exon. The coding region runs from base 1 to 2097 and encodes 698 amino acids.
AUGAAAUUUGUUGCCCUAAUAUCUGGUGGUAAAGACUCGACCUAUAAUAUUUUACACUGUCAAAAGAACGGACAUGAAUUGGUAGCGUUUGCAAACCUACAUCCAGAGAAUGAGGAAGAGCAAGAGUUGGACAGCUUCAUGUUUCAGACUGUGGGGCAUGAUUUAGUGAACUGGUAUCCUAAAUGUAGCUCAAUUCCACUCUAUAAACAAGCUAUUCAGAGGAACAGUUCAAAAAACGUUGCAUUAAACUACUCCAAGACUAAAGAAGAUGAGAUAGAAGAUUUAUAUGUGCUCUUAGACAGAGUAAAAAAAGAUAUUCCAGAUCUAGAGGCUGUGAGUGUUGGUGCGAUUCUAUCAUCAUACCAAAGGACUCGUGUGGAAAAUGUGUGUUCCAGGUUGGGACUCACUGCGCUUAGUUAUUUAUGGCAGCGUGACCAACGUGAACUUAUGGAAGAAAUAUGCUCCAUGUCGAAAGAUAUAAGUAAGCAGGGAUCAGAAGCUGCACAAGAAUUUGGAAAACUUGAUGCUAGAAUAAUUAAAGUAGCUGCAGUUGGUUUGAACCAAAGCCACCUAGGUAAAUCUUUGCCAGAACUAUUACCCACCAUGAUUAAAUUAAACUCUAUGUAUGAAGUCCAUAUAUGUGGAGAAGGUGGUGAAUUCGAAACAAUGGUUUUAGAUGCUCCAUUUUUCAAGAAUGGCCAUUUAGAAUUGAGGUCAAUUGAAGAUGUUACAGAUGAUAAAAACGAUGGAGUUUUCAACGCUUCCUUCAAUGUCGAGUUUGUUCCACAUGAAUUACCUGCGUGGCAUUUACAAGAGCAGCUUGAUAAACUUUUAACUCCAGAAGUUCUCAGUGAGAAAUGGCAGGAAGUUUAUUCGAGAAUGGAGUCAGAAAAUCUAGAGGAUCUCAAUACUUCUGAACUGGAACCGUCUUGGUCAAACCCUAAUUCUUUCCCCAUUUCAAUAAACGAAGUCGGAAAAUUAUUGUACAUUUCCAAUAUAGCUUCUUCCAACACGGAUAGCCUGAAAGCUAACUGUUUGGAAGUGUUUUCACAAUUGGAUUCAAUUUUAAAGUCUAGAUCUAUAUUUCCUUCCCAGAUUCUUUCCUCCUCGCUAUUGCUUUCAGACAUGAGUAACUUCCAAGAGGUUAACUCCUACUACAAUGACUUUUUUGACGUUGAGAAGAAUGGACCUCUUCCACCAGCUAGAGCAUGUGUUGAAACUUCAUUGUUAAAUCAUCCUUUACAGCUUUCAGUAAUUGUAGAUUUAUCUUCUAGAUGUUUACCAGUAGACGGUGGAAUCAUACUCAAUACUUCAAAAGAUGGUCUUCACGUUCAAGGAAGAUCAUAUUGGUGUCCAAAUAAUAUUGGACCUUAUUCUCAGGCCACCUGGAACAAUUCUGACAGAAACCAAGUAACAUAUAUUAGUGGCCAAAUAGGAUUAGAACCUGCAUCCAUGGAACUUUGGAAAGGCAAUGAUGGCGGGUCAAAGGUUCCUGAAAUUGUCUUGUCGUUGAGAAAUUAUUUUACCCUCUCGGAAACAAUAAACAGUAAUACCCCAGUCAGCAUGGUAUGUUAUAUUAGUGACUCUACAUCUCUUCAAAUUGUCACAAAGGCUUGGUCACUACUUACUGAAACUCUUCCCAAUGAAUCUGAGCACUGGUUUGAUCAGGAUCCAAUUGAGCAAAACAUAUUGAUUAUAGUCAAAGUUAGCAAACUUCCAAAAGGUGCUAUAUGCGAAUGGGGUGGUAUCAACUGCCAACAAUUAGUAAUUGAAGAUGAUUACGAUGAAGAUGAUCUUGCUGCGCAGAUCCACAAGAAUUUGACACUCAAGAGUCAAACAGAAUUACAGUUACCACUAGAUGCUACUGACAUCACUAUUUCCGAAAAUGGAGUUAAUAGGCAUUUCAUCACAACAUUCCUAGAUACUGAUGACGAGUUAGUUAAAACACUUUCAGAAUGUAAAGAUGCUCAGAUUACGCUGUAUUAUACGCCAAACCGCACAGUCCCAGAGUAUACUCAUGUAGAAUACAUUCCAGUGUCCCAAGUCUAUGAUCAUACUUCAGCCGUUAGAACUUAUGGUCUAAUCAUUAAAUACUGA